GACCCGCUUCUCCACGGAAGGAGACUUUUCGCCCCACCAGGCAUAUCUACUAACGUGAAAAAGGGACCGUUGGGCGGCGGGGUUAAAUUGUCUCCUUGCUGCUUGCAGAGACUUGGCUUGUCCAGCGGCGCCCACAUAUAUAACCCCCUGACACGCAGAGAAAUCCCCUCACCGUCCCAGAACAUACCGCAUUUCACACCUCCCAUUCAGCACCACCAUGUCCGCCGAAAAGCAAUCCUACUCAAUGCAACAGCAGGGCUACCCGCAACAGCAGGCUCCCCCCCAGUACCAACCCGCCGCCGCCCACCCCGCCCAUCCCACCACCGCCUACGCCGCGCACCCCGCCAUGCAGAUGCAGCAAUACCCACCCCAACAACAACCCUACGCCCCCACCGGCCAACCCAUCGUCUACGCCCAACCCGCCGCCUACCCACCGCAACAACCCGCCUACGCCGCCGACGGCACGCCCCUCCCCCCGCAGCAGAUUAUCUACGUCUCCGCGGGCUGCCAGCAUGACUUUGUAAAGACGGGCGAUUGGACCGCGAUGGACUGGGUGUUGUGUAUCUUCUUCUGUCCGUUCAACUUCUGCUGUUGUCCGCCGGGCAACCAGGAGAAGUGUCGGAAGUGUGGGAUGAAUAACGUGAGUUGGAAAACGGGAGAGGACGUUAUGUGCCAGGAAGGGCGUGGUUUACUGAACUUUUUUUUUUCUUUUCUUUGCAGAACUCUAUAUAGUCAACUGCUAUCGAUCAUUCGCGCAGAUGGAAUACCGACGACGACGGGCGCAGGAGCCGCGGUUCCUGCCGUCCCGCCACCAUGCUGUCCUCCCGCGACCAACUAGUCAAACACCCCAUGAGAGCAGACAGACAGAUAGCCCACUCGGUGUAUCGAUCCCCAUACUCGAUGGCAGCGCUGGACAUUGCCACGAGUGCCCCACCGGUUGGAAAAAUAUAUAUAAUGGCGCCUCCAUUUGCGUAAUAAUAUAGUCAUAUUUUGAUGGAACUAGGGUCUCUUGCCC
This is a messenger RNA of Fimicolochytrium jonesii, 1015 nucleotides long. RefSeq lists its product as uncharacterized. Bases 218 to 838 code for a protein of 206 amino acids. The record is from RefSeq and is a predicted model, not a curated record. NCBI's taxonomy places the organism in Eukaryota, Fungi, Chytridiomycota, Chytridiomycetes, Spizellomycetales, Powellomycetaceae. The transcript has a single exon.